AUGAAGGGCUUCACGUACCUGAUUUAUGCUCUCCUCACUUUCGUUUCCUUCUCCUCAGCCCACCCCGGCAUGGGCGACACCAUGGCAGCAAUGCGUCGCGAAGCCAACAAAGUCAAGCGCGUCGAGUCAAAGGUGCUCAUCGGCGACCUCAAAACCCUCAAGGACACCCAACUCACUCCAAUUGGCAAAGACAUCAAAGCUAUUCUGCUCGACCAGCUCGAUGCUGAAUCAAACAUCAUUGACACUUCCAUCCCCGCCGGCUCUCUUGGCAGCGCAGCAUGCAAAGCAGAUCUGUGCUGCGUCUGGAAGUGGAUUAGCUACGAGAUGACUGCGAAGUUUAACGGCACAUCCGGGCGCUGCAACAAAUUUGCACGUCAAGCUGUCCGUCUCGGCUUCCACGAUGCGGGCGUCUGGUCCAACACAUCCACUUACGGCGGCGCAGACGGCUCCAUUCUCCUCAGUGAUGAAAUGACGCGCGCAGACAACAACGGCCUCUCCGCCAUUGCUGACCAGAUGAAAGCUUGGUACAACAAGUACUCGCCCUACGGCGUCAGCAUGGCUGACCUGAUCCAAAUGGGCGCCAACGUCGCUACCGUUGCAUGUCCCCUGGGUCCACGCAUACGGUCCUUUGUCGGGCGCAAAGACAACAGCAAAGCCGGACCUGCAAGCUUGCUGCCAGGACAUCUCGACUCCGCGGAUACGCUGAUCAAGCUCUUCGCUGCAAAGACAAUCGAUGCACAUGACCUCGUUGCUCUCGUUGGCGCACAUACGACGAGCCAGCAGCAUUUCGUCAACACCGGGCGCGACGGUGAUCCGCAAGACUCCACGCCGGGCGUCUGGGACGUCAAAUUUUACCCCGAGACGACUGGCAACGCGGCUCCAAGAGUGUUGAAGUUCCAGUCCGAUAUCAAUCUCAGUAAGGAUCCGCGGAGUGCGGGCGAGUGGCAGGAGUUCAGCAACCCGAGCAAUGGGCAGGACCACUGGAACGAGGAUUACGCCAAGGCAUACACGAGGUUGAGUCUGCUUGGUGUUAAUAAUAUCAAUGACCUGAAGGAGUGCACGAAGGUACUUCCGCCGCACAGGAGCAGCUAUGUCGCGGAGGAUCAGGUUAUCCUGGAUAUGUGGCUGCAGGGGCAGUUCAACCAGCUGAACAGUCUUGUGGACGAUGCGAUUAUGUUGACCGGGUUUGGUGGUGGAGGGAGCGGGACUAUUAUCACACCUUGA
This is a messenger RNA of Macroventuria anomochaeta, 1224 nucleotides long. RefSeq names its product class II peroxidase. NCBI's taxonomy places the organism in Eukaryota, Fungi, Ascomycota, Dothideomycetes, Pleosporales, Didymellaceae. Bases 1 to 1224 code for a protein of 407 amino acids. Gene Ontology annotation, biological process: hydrogen peroxide catabolic process; cellular response to oxidative stress; response to reactive oxygen species. The record is from RefSeq and is a predicted model, not a curated record. The transcript has a single exon. Gene Ontology annotation, molecular function: peroxidase activity; heme binding.